AAAAAAAAUAAAAUGGGUAGAGAAUCUCAUACGUGCCGAGUUUGCACUAAAAGGUCCAAGGACUUUGUCGAACUAGAAUCAAUUUACGUACGAAAGCCGCAGAUAACUUAUCUUGAAAUUUACAACAUUUGUACACAAUUAAAUGCUAUAGUGGACGAUGAAUUGCCCAAAACACUGUGUUCCUCUUGUAGAAAGGAACUUAAAUCGUCUUAUAAGUUUAUUGAAAAAGCUAGAGAAACUGAUAAAAGAUUGAGAGAAACUUUAUGCGUUCAUCGGAGCACACGAAGAAGUCGGAGAAUAGAAAAAGAAGAGGAAGGUUGUAGGGAGUUGAACAAAUCAACAACACCUUCAGCAACAUCACCUCAACACGAAACACAUGAUGUUGAACCAGAUUUUGAAGAAAUCAAGCCAGAGUUUAUCAAUUGUACAAAAGAUCCUUUAGAGGAUUCUGACUUAGAAGUUAACGAAAAGUCUGAAGAUGAAAUGGAUUGGGUACCUGAUGUUACUGAUAGUCUGCAAACAGAUGGCUUUGCUGAGGAAAAGACUGCGAUAAUUGAAGACGACGAUGAAGAUGACAAACCUUUAAAGCAGCUUAUAGAAAAACGAAAACUUGAACCCCUACCAACAGAACCGGAUAAAUCCAAUCCAGAUUAUGAUUCGUCAGAUGUCUUUAAUGAUCUUCCAGAACCAGCAGACGAUGACUCGUCCGAGAAUGAAAAUGAUGUAUUUAGGGAUAAAAUGAUGGAAGUUAUCCCAGAUCCACCAACAACUCAAGAAGCCCAGAUAUUUCCUCAAGGUCGCUAUAUGUGUAAAAUUUGCAAGAAGACCUACUUCACUGCUGAAGGACUGAAAGCUCACAUGAACGUUCAUAUGCCCAAGAAGAAAAAAGUCAAACGAAUUCGUGGACCGAAUAAGAAAAAUUCAAAAAAUAAAAAGAAGAAAAAGAAUGCAAGUGAUGAGGAAGGUGAUGGUGAGGAUGAUGAGGCAUUAGAAGAGAAAGACGCUGAGACUGCUGAGAAGAAUGAAGGAGAAAAUGAAGAAGUCUCUAAAGAAGAAGUUAAAGGAGACGAAUCAACAACUGUCGAAGUUAAGAAGAAAAGAAAAAUCAAACCUCCCAAACCGAAAAAGAUGUUCCCCUGCAGUGUGUGUGGGAAGCAUAUGAUAUCUGCCUCAAAGCUCCGCUAUCACAUGGUCAUGCACACUGGCGAAAAGGACUUUCUAUGCACAAUGUGUCCAAAAGCCUAUUCAACAAUAUAUGCCCUUAAACAUCACAUGCGUACACACACCGGUGAAAGACCAUACGAGUGUAAUUUUUGUGGUGAUAAAUUUACCCGACCAACGACGCUUAAGUCACAUAUGCGUCGCCACACCGGCGAACGACCUUAUGGCUGUGAUAUUUGCGGCAAGCGUUUUAUUCAACAUUCUUCAAUGACAACACACAUGAAACUAAACCACAUGGCAAAAACCAUUGCCUGUCCGCACUGUGAUAAAAAAUAUGCCCGCCAAACAGAUCUGAACACUCAUUUGCUCAGUCAUACGGGCGAUAAGCCUUUUUCGUGUUCGAUAUGUCCGAGUCGAUUUAUUCGUCAAGCUAAUCUAAAUAAACACAUGAAUCAGCAUCAUUUGGCAAAGAAUAAAACAUCUAAAACAAAUUCAACUGGUCGACAACAAAUAGAACUGAAGACUGAUGAACCAGUGCCGGAACAAUCUAUGACUCAAGAUGGAAACAGUAGCCAGCAGGCAAUAGAACAAAACACCGAAUAUGUAGAACAGAUUAUGGACAGACCAACAGCCAAUAUUCAGUUUGCUGGACAAUCUAAAAUUCAUUCUACUUCAACCAAUCAUAUGACUGAACAAGAAAAAAUCCCCUCACCCACUGGUUCAGUGGCCAAUCAAUUUGCUGGACAAGUAAUGCAACAAAAAAUCACUGCUGCAACAACGACAUCUAAUAAAUUCGAUGACAAUGUUAUGCAGCAGAAAAUCAAUUUCGACAUUGCCACAAAUCAAUUUAAUCCCGUGCAGCAGAGACCCCAAGAACCUAACCUUCCGCCUUUACCGAAAAUGGUUAGUGUGAGAUCUUUGGCUAGACCAUUGCAAAAGGGACCACCUGUUAUAGCGAGACGAGGUCAGGAAACUUCAACUCCACCUGGUAGUGACGAAAGCAAUAGCAGCCAGCGUUUCUUGCCAAAUGCCCCACUCACAUCACCAACUGCUGCAACUUCACAAAUAAGACAUCAGCAGAUACAACAAAACAAUAUGCUGCCACCAUCUACGCAACAACAACAACAGCAACAACGUUUGCCGAAUAAUGAAAACAGCAUGCCGAUUAGUAUGAAUAUUGCUGGAAUUCCUGGCGGUAUACCAACACAUAGUAUGCUAGGGAGCAGUGGAGUCGUUCAUAUCGGGCAACAUGGGCAAAUGGGGUCUGUUGAGCAUUUGAAGGGCAUUCAUCCUCCAGUUGAUAAUCUUACAAACUUGCUGGGUCAAGUUAUAGAUCCUGAACGUAUUGGACGUUCUGUCGAAGAAAUGAUUCCUUGGAAUUGGUCAAAUACUUCAUAAAAUAAAAUUAUUUUUAUGAUUUUUAUUAAACAAAAAUAAGUUUUAUUUUUUUUUUAUUUUAAGCCAUAGUUAUUAUAAGUACAAUCAUUGCAAUUUUUAUUUCUUUUAAUGAAACGGAAAAAGUAUGAUGUUAGUUAAGUGGCUUUUUACUGUUUUGAAAAAUAAAAAAAAAAAAACAAAAUGUAGAAAUUUAAGAAAUCUAUUUGUAAGAGUAAAAAAAAAUAAUAAUAAUGUAUGACAUUAUAAUGAUAUGUAAUAGCUUAUAGCACAUAUAUUUUUUACAUGAAGUGCAACUAAACGUUUAAACGUUACAAUUGUAAGUAGCAAUACAAAAAAACGAAUAAAAUUCAAAAGUAGAACAAAAACGUGUACAUUUUUGAAAACAAAUUUUAUUCAAAAUCUGAUAAUGCAUA
Episyrphus balteatus (marmalade hoverfly) is the source of this 2972-nucleotide messenger RNA. Its product is annotated as zinc finger protein 37-like. The transcript is spliced from 6 exons. The coding region runs from base 13 to 2559 and encodes 848 amino acids. The record is from RefSeq and is a predicted model, not a curated record. Gene Ontology annotation, biological process: regulation of DNA-templated transcription. Gene Ontology annotation, cellular component: nucleus. NCBI's taxonomy places the organism in Eukaryota, Metazoa, Arthropoda, Insecta, Diptera, Syrphidae. Gene Ontology annotation, molecular function: RNA polymerase II cis-regulatory region sequence-specific DNA binding; zinc ion binding; DNA-binding transcription factor activity, RNA polymerase II-specific.